UGAAGCCCGACCAGCGAGGUAUACGGUAGUGACCAUCGUAGUGCAACUGGACAGCGGCACCGUGGAGAAUAACCGCGAACACCACGUCCCAGGAGGAGGCACGUUUAGCCUUCUCGGGGAAUCGCGAGUUGCCACCAACAUCCGCGGGUUCUUCGUUAGUCGUAUUGGAAGUGCACUACCUGAUACAGGUUAACGGGAUGGCACUGCGCUACCCCACACCCAUCGCUCCGAUCUAGUUCGUGAUCUAUUAUCGAAAAAUCAUCCGGUAAAAACGAGAAAAGAACAUCCAAGAUGUCCAGGACAAUUCCCAUUAUAAACAUGGAACUGUCGGAGGUGAAGGAACUACUGAAGACCAAGGUGGAGGAGCCUCGAACACAACGAAAACUUAUUUUGGUAAUUGUAUCGAUCGCGCUGCUGCUUGACAAUAUGUUAUACAUGGUGAUAGUGCCCAUAAUACCCGAUUACUUACGUUACAUCGGGGCAUAUACAGAUGAGCCUGUGCCGAUGGCGGGAAACUCGACGAUCGCCCCGGGAGUACCCUACAAACACCAACAUCAUGGGCAAGAUCAGGCCACAGGGAUCCUCUUCGCGUCCAAGGCAAUCGUACAGCUUAUGGUAAACCCAUUCUCGGGGGGCCUGAUCGACCGCAUCGGCUACGACAUCCCCAUGAUGAUAGGAUUAUGCAUCAUGUUCCUUUCAACAGCAACAUUCGCAUGUGGCCGCAGCUACGGCCUCCUCUUCUUCGCACGAAGUCUACAGGGGGUGGGAUCGGCGUUCGCAGACACUUCCGGUUUAGCAAUGAUAGCCGACCGAUUCACCGAAGAGUCAGAGCGUUCCAAGGCGCUAGGCAUCGCGCUGGCCUUCAUCAGUUUCGGUUCAUUGGUGGCACCGCCGUUCGGAGGAGCCCUAUAUCAGUUCGCAGGGAAAGAGAUGCCUUUUCUGAUCCUGGCCUUCGUAUCCCUGCUCGACGGAUUUAUGCUCCUGUUGGUCAUGAAACCGGUAAGAGAUUCAUUCAAAGAAAACAACAAACCCCCAUCGGUGCCCAUCUGGCGACUCUUUAUGGAUCCUUACAUAGCCGUUUGCGCCGGUGCUCUUAUGAUGGCCAACGUCGCUCUCGCUUUCCUCGAACCAACAAUCUCCUUAUGGAUGGAAGACAACAUCACCACCGACAACUGGAAGAUAGGAAUGAUCUGGUUGCCUUCAUUUUUUCCGCACGUUUUCGGAGUAAUCCUAACGGUAAAGAUGGCCAAACAGUAUCCACAAUACCAAUGGAUAAUGGCUGCCGGAGGUCUAGCCCUCGAAGGAUUAUGUUGCUUUCUAAUUCCGUUUUCAAAGACUUACGAAGUCCUCAUGAUCCCAAUCUGCGGCAUAUGCUUCGGAAUGGCUUUAAUAGACACGGCUCUUCUACCGACUCUCGGUUACCUCGUGGACAUACGCUACGUUUCAAUUUACGGAAGCGUGUACGCUAUCGCAGACAUAUCAUAUUCAGUGGCUUACGCAGUAGGACCGAUAAUCGCAGGUGGCGUAGUCGAAGCGAUAGGCUUCACCGCCCUCAACGUCGGCAUAGCCUUCUCUAAUCUUUUAUACGCACCAGUACUCAUCUACCUUAAACACAUAUACGAUUUUAAACCUUUCGAAAACGAAGCUAACAUCCUUAUGUCAGAUCCACCCAAGAAGGAAUACCAAACGUACACGAUGCAGGACCAGAAAAUUGCAGACAAUGAUGUCAAAAAUCAUCUCGAGUACCAGCAACAAGAAACGAAUCUGAGUACUAAUAUGAAUGGAUACUCAUACCAGUCGGACAGCAAUGUUCAACAAUCAAAUGAUUGGCAACAACAGCAGAAUUAUCAACAACAACAACAACAAGGAUACCAACAAGACGCUUUUAAUCAACAGGAAGCCCAAUCGAGAAGUGGAACUGGUCGUGUACUUCCUCAGCAACCCACCCAGAACCCGAAUCCAUUUAGAUCUCAAGCCCAGCCUGGUGUUAAUCCGUUCAGACAAGGAUUUAAUUAAUUAGAUGUCUAGUAUAGGAAUUCAGAGGCUGUUAUUUAAAAUUUUAUCGCACACGUGUACAUAUCACACCAAGUGUUCCUGUUUUAUCGGUGUAUAUAAUACUAUCUAUAUACAGGGCGAUUUAAGGUUGGUGAAUUAUUAGGCGUUUCGGAAAAAUUUGAACUUUUGAAUUCGAGGCUAUUAGCUAUUUAAUUUAAGAAAAAUUGAAUUGGAACUAGGAAUGGAAUUAGGAGCAACAUAAUACAUAAAAUAGUAAAGUGUUAUGCCGUAACAGAAGUGAAUCCAUAGUCCAAAACGUCUAAUA
Agrilus planipennis (emerald ash borer) is the source of this 2320-nucleotide messenger RNA. RefSeq names its product vesicular acetylcholine transporter (gene VAChT). Gene Ontology annotation, molecular function: xenobiotic transmembrane transporter activity; acetylcholine transmembrane transporter activity. Gene Ontology annotation, biological process: xenobiotic transport; chemical synaptic transmission; transmembrane transport. Lineage: Eukaryota; Metazoa; Arthropoda; Insecta; Coleoptera; Buprestidae. The record is from RefSeq and is a predicted model, not a curated record. The coding region runs from base 292 to 2016 and encodes 574 amino acids. Gene Ontology annotation, cellular component: AP-1 adaptor complex; terminal bouton; membrane. The transcript is spliced from 2 exons.